Onychostoma macrolepis is the source of this 4216-nucleotide messenger RNA. RefSeq lists its product as uncharacterized. Gene Ontology annotation, cellular component: nucleus. Gene Ontology annotation, biological process: regulation of transcription by RNA polymerase II. The record is from RefSeq and is a predicted model, not a curated record. NCBI's taxonomy places the organism in Eukaryota, Metazoa, Chordata, Actinopteri, Cypriniformes, Cyprinidae. Gene Ontology annotation, molecular function: RNA polymerase II cis-regulatory region sequence-specific DNA binding; DNA-binding transcription activator activity, RNA polymerase II-specific.
UUGAAUCUAAAAAAGGGGCAUCUAUCACUAUAGAUUAAUUCGUAUAUACAAACUACUAUAGUAAUUAUAUAAUGACUAAGUCACUCUAUGAAUUGCAUCAUAAUUCAGUCUAUUAGCCUACAAUUGUUACGUUAUAAUUUACUGGCAAAGUUUAGCAACCAUGACAGUAAUAGAAAAGACAGAGACAUGAUAGAUACGUCAGAAGUGUCAGUCUGUCACCUCUGUACCAUUUGUGAGUGACACAUCUGGAAAUGUUUUGCAUUGUUUUUGGACAGUUCUGUUCCACACACACACGGUAGGUAGACGGUACAUGAUACAUGACUGUAGGUACAGAAUGUGGGUAUAAAGAAAUUAGGAAUGUAGUCACAUGAUUCAUAUCCCGGAAAUACACUGCUGUCGAUGGGGGAAAAUGGCGUUAUGAGCAGCAGCCAGACUGUAAGAGAAGUGGGGCAGUAAAGUCAACAGACAACAAUCAUUAACCCGCGGUUCUCGGUUUACCAAAUGACAGAAACGCCCAACCUUACAUUAAUCAUAAAUGUGUAUUAAUACUGUUGCACACUCGAUUAUGUAAGGGCGCUCCAGAUGGACAAAGACAGACUCGCAGCUGGUCCAUGCUCAUGGCUGGAUAUGCAUAAUUUUAUUGGUGACCUUAUGGCUGCAAAUGCUUCAGUCACUGGUCAUCCACUGAGAGAGCAACAUACUGAGACACCGAGUUCUGCGUGGCUCAGAGUCUCUCAUCCUCCCCAGUCUACCCCAUCCAGACAGAGCCAGGUAAAAAGUGCUGUUCGGUUUGGUCUGCAGGAAAGGGAAAGGGAUCCCAGAGAUCAUGAAAGCCAUGCUCAGCAUCAUGCCUGCACAUGUCCUGGCUGCCCUCUUUCCUCAUCUCCUUCUAGUUCCUCAAUCCACACCUUAAAACCCAGAACCAGCCCAGCCUCACAGAUCCAACCACCAUCGUCCCCACAAUCCACCCCACCACAGCAGACCAAAGAGCCCAGCGCUGGCCCUGUCGGCCUAGGCUUGUGUCUAGGUUUGGGACUCUCUCUGGAAGAGGAAAACACAGAGCCCAGCAGCACAUCUGCUCAUCCCCAACAAGAGGACAAAGGCACUAGCACCCACAGCCCAGUCCCUCAGGCAAAUCCCGAGUCCCCACCAGUUCAGGCCUUUCCGUGUCUGUGCCACCGUGGGUUUCAAACCUGUAGCCAACUUCUACGCCAACAAAAGGACUCAGAGGCACACAUUGCCCACCACCACUAUCAUCACCACCACCAUCACUGCCCGCUCACCACCUGCACGUCAUGUACGCUCCCGUCCUUCCCUUGCCUGUCCUGCCAGCGCACCUUCCCCACCUGCGCCCAGCUCCUGCGUCAUCAGCAGGGCCACGCGCAACAGGAGGGCUUGCAGCAGCUCCCAUGCAUGCACUGCAAUGCCUCUUUCCCCCGGCCGUCGCAACUGCUGCAGCACCAGCGAACCCAGCAUGCGUCCAAAGCCGGCGGCUUCCUGUGCGCCGAGUGUGGCCGUGCAUUCAACUCGCACAGCAAUCUGCGCAUCCACCUCAACGUACACACAGGCGCCCGUCCAUACAGUUGCUCCGACUGCGGCAAGAGCUUUAGCCAGUCCGGGGCACUUAAGAUUCACCGCCGAAUUCACACCGGAGAAAGACCGUACACCUGCUCUUAUUGCGAGGGGUUUCCUCACUUAGCUGGGGUGAGAGCGCAUCAGCGAAUUCACACGGGGGAGAAACCGUACCGCUGCAGUCAGUGUGGGAAGUGCUUUACUCAGUCCGGGGCUCUGAAGAUCCACACUCGCAUCCACACUGGCGAGAGGCCUUUCGUGUGCGGCCUCUGUGGGAAGAGCUUUUCAAACCGUUCCGGUAUUCGCUUUCAUCACCGCACGGUUCAUGGGAUUGUGACGGAGCCCAACUCUGUGGGAAGGCCUAGUCUGACUGCCUCUGUGUCAUCCUCUGUUGCCGACUUCCAGAGUAUUCAAGCCUCCAGUCUCAACCAGAUCCAUCUUCAGGAAAUGGAGGAGAGGAGUCCGCCCAGUAAAGAGCAGUUAAGAGGGGAUGGGGACAAAGAGGCCCUUCCGUAUGCCUGUGAGGACUGCGGUCAGCGUUUUCCAGACGCUCCGUCUAGAAACAGACACCAGACAUUGCAACACUACUCUAAGGAAGAGAGAGAAAAGGAAGAGAGAAGCUCUGACAAAACUUUAGAUUAGACAAAAACAACAAACAUUUCUGACUCCAUGUAUUUCAAAAGAGAGGGAAGAUUAAAGCAGCUUUAAUAUGUAAUGUAUUAAGGCAGAUGUUGAGCCCCUUUGAAGCUUGCUGAUAUUAUCACACUGUUAAGUCAUGAAAUAAGAAAUAUUGUUUGUGACAACUGAGAAUGCUAUCUCAUUUAUAUCACACAUUUAAGCUAAACUUGCCAUGUACACAGUCUGGACACCAGUAUAUUAAUGAUUUAUAAAGAAUGAAUCACUGUCUAGCCAUCUGAGAUUUCGGUAUGAGAUAAAGGUUAAGAUCAUGAUUUUUUUGUUAGUAUUACAGCACACUUUGAGUGUGCUGAAUAUUACCACCAUUUGUUUUUUGCUUUGGCAUCUGAUAGAGCGUUUGGACCCGGAAAUGGUGGCGUGUGACGUCAGACCUAACAUUCUCGUUUUGGUCAUGUAAGAUUCUUUUGCCUGUGAUUUGUGCCUCUAAAAACAAAAUUGGGACAACUUGUAUUGUGAAACUGCACCUUAAACUUUAAAUAAGCAGUUUUGCCUAUCAGUAUUAAGGUAUUUGUGCAUAUUCGUUACCAAACCUGCACUAGUUUUUCCACCAUCGGGUCCAAAGGUUACCAGAAAGAAAGAGAAGAAGGCUCUGUUUCCAAAGUUCAUGUCUCCAUGUCACCAAAGUCAUUCUACCAGCAUGCUUCUCCUGGCCUGAGGACGGUUAGCUAGAUGUGCCAAUAAACCCAAAAAUGGAAUGGUUUGUAUUUGUACUUUGUACUUAAUGCGACUUGUACCGCAACUGGUAUUGCUUACAACCAUGCAGCCUGAUAGUGGAAAAGUGCUUUAUUUUACAUUUUAACAGUUUGUACGUAUGUAUGUGAAAGUAUUUUGCAGGUUUGCAAGUUGUUUUUAAGCUUAUUAUAUUUCAUUUUAGUUUAACAACCUUCUAAUGCUGUUUUGAUAAUGAACUGGAUUAUUAAGAAAAGGUGCUGAUUGGAAGGCAGCAAGGUGGUUCAGAGAGCAGCAUUGUCACCUCACAGCAUGAAGGGCCCCAGUUUGAGCCCGGGGCCUUUCUGUGGAGUUUGCAUGUUCUCCUGUGCUGCUGUGAGAUUCCUCUUGGUGCUCUGAUUUCCACCACAAAUCCAAAGACGUGCAAGAAGCUAAAUUGUCUGAAGGUGUGAAUGUGUGUCUGUGUGGUGGAAUGGCCAUCUGUCUGGGGUGUUUCCAAAGCCUGUGGCCCAAGAUGUUGGGAUAGGCCCUAGUAUCCCCACAACCCUAUAGAGGAUAAGUGGUUUGGAGAAUGGUUGAAUGGUUGUGAUUGCUUUCUUAGGGUAAAUGCAAGGUUUUAAGCCUGAAAUUGACAGCACAGUUUUCUGCUGAAGUAGCAGUGCCUUUCUUAAUGGGACUCUUGAAAAGCACAUGCAAAAUAAGACAAAAACUUUAGAUUUCUAAACUUUAGUCAUUAAGAUUAUUUGUCACACAUGCGAGUGUGGUUGUAGAAUUAAUGCAGAUUUAAAUUAAACAACGCUCUUACUGUAUUUAAAGUCAAUUCAGCUUGUUGUGUGGGGAUAAAUACUAUGACAUUAUUAGCAUAUUUGAUGUACCUGCCAGGUGUUGCUUACUGUAUUUGUGGCAUCUGCAGGGACUGACAGUACACAAGACUGCAUGGAGUAAGGGGAUGCCAUUUUUACAACUGGCCAAAGGUUUGUUGUUAAAGAUAUCUGCAAGUACCUCUGUAUUAUUACUUAGAAUUAAAGUUUGGAAAAACUGUCAGGGCAAAUCGUCCAUUAUUUUUGUGUCCAUUUUGUAUCUUUAGCAUUACACUGUUGAUAUGUGAAUCCUUCUUAUGCGGUAUUGCAAAUGUUGUUGGCCAGUUAUAGCAAUCAAUGACCUCUCAACCCUGAGCAUCAGCAGAUACUUUUUGUACAUCUGUCAGUUUAGCUCAUGUCUACAAUAUAUAUCUAUUGUGUACACAUGUAUCAGCAGAAAUAAAUGUUGAUGUACCUUA